Molecule: messenger RNA, 3318 nt
Organism: Plasmodium malariae
Lineage: Eukaryota; Apicomplexa; Aconoidasida; Haemosporida; Plasmodiidae
Gene: PLP2
Product: perforin-like protein 2, putative
Exons: 1
Coding region: 1-3318 (1105 amino acids)
Cellular component (GO): membrane
Molecular function (GO): wide pore channel activity
Source: RefSeq, a predicted model, not a curated record
AUGAGAAUAUCUCUAGAAUAUCUAAUUUUCCAUUUGCUUUUAGCAAAUUUCUUAAAAAAUAAUAUAAAAUGUGAAAUAAAUGGAAAUUUUCUGAGCUACGAUGAGGAUGACACAAAUAAUUUCGGAGAAUCGAACUCUUCGGAUUUUAUGAACAAUGAAAAAUCCUAUAUUAUGGGCUUAAAUUCCGUCAGUAAAAAUAAAAGAAUGGUAAAUAAUUAUAGUUCAUUAUCUAUCAAUCCAUUAUAUGGUUAUAAAAAAGAAUAUUAUUUAAAAGCUUUUCUUGAUACUAGUAAAAAUAGUAAUGAAAAUGCAAAAUUGCAUGAAGAGGAAAAAAAUUAUGCAAAAUCUAAUGGAACAUGUUCUAGUUUCAUGAUUAUAAAUGAGCAUGAUAAUACAACAAAUAAAUCUAAAGAUAUAAACGAAAGCAGAAAAUUUGACAAAUCGUGGAACCCAGAUAUAGCAGAAGCAGAACAAAGUUCUAGAAAAAUGUUGAAAGAAGAAGUUAAUAAGGAAUUAUUAAAUCAUAAAAAUACUUAUAAUAAUAGCAUGCUCAACAUCACAACAGAACAGUAUAAACAAAAUAUGCAAAAAUAUUUAUAUGGGACAAUUUCAAAAAAAGAAAGUAAAUAUAUUGAACUGAAACCCCAUAAAUUUCAAAGUUUUAAUUACAUUAAGGAUGUUGAAAGCACUAAACCCAAUGUCAAAAAAAAUAAGGAACAUAAAGAAAAGAAUAUUAGUAUUCAUAACGCUUUCAUAAUAAAUAAAGGAGGUAAAAAUAAUGAACUCAAAAAUAAGGGUAAAAAAAAAGAAUUAAUUUCUUCAGAUAAUAACACUAACAAUAAGGACAAUAUAUAUUUCGAAAAAGAAAUGUAUAUCCAAAUAAAAUAUCCAGUAUAUAAUAAAAAAACAGAAACGGAAAAUGUAUAUCAUAGUGGAGCACAUUAUGUCCUAAAUAAUCAGACAGACGAAAAAUCAGUUCCUAAUAGUAGCAAUACUGAAUCUAUAAAACAAACCGAUUAUAAAAGCGAUAUUGCAAAGGAAAGUAAAAAUAAAACAUAUUCCUACUUAAGUGAUAAUGAUUUAGAAAAUAUAUUAAAAAAUGAAUGUAAGCCUGAAAGUAAUGAUAAUUUAAGAAAUAAUAAAACAGAAGUUUUUAAAAAAAGUGAUUCAAUAGAAAAGGAAGAAGAUUCUAUAGAUCUAGAUUUAAAAGAUGCAAUUGCCAGAGAUAUGGACAAUAAAGAUUCAAGGAAUAAUGAUAAAAAUAAGCCAAAUGUAGAAGAUAAUGGAAUGAUAGAAAAUGAUAUAAAUGAUGUAGAACUAGUGAAAGAUAAAAUUCAUAAUUCAUACAUAGAUUUCUCCAUAAAAUAUUUGGGUCUUGGUUAUGAUAUUAUUAUGGGGAACCCAGAAGGGGAUCCAACUUUAAAUAUUGAUCCAGGAUUUAGAGGACCAGUGCUUAAAAUAAAUAUCGAAGAUAUGAGCUUCAAUGAUAAUAGUAGCAGUUACAGUAGCAGUGGCAGUGACAAAAGAAAUGAUAGCGGUAGUAGCACUAAUAGAGAUAGUAACAGUAGCAGUGGUAGUGACAAUAACAUCCGCGAUGUUACCAAAAACAGGAGAAUUAUAAAGAAAAAUAAUAAAAAAAAACAACGAUUAAGCCCCUGGAUAAUUCCUGAGCAUUCUUGUAAUCAAUCAAAAAAUGUAGAAGAAAUAAGAAAUUUAGAGCAGUAUAAAUUAGAACUAUCAUCAGAUGUUAAAGUGAGCACACCAUCCUAUUUCCCCUAUUCCUUUUCUGCAUCAGCAGAAUAUAAAAAUGCACUAAAAAAAUUGAAUGUUCAAAAUUCCGUCAUAUUUUUGAUGAAGAUAUAUUGUUUACGUUAUCAUACUGGAAUACCGAUUACAAAAACUUGGAAAUUUACAGAUAAUUUUAAAAACGCUUUGAAGAAUUUACCUUCCACCUUUGAUGGUUUAAAAGAAAACAGUGAGUGUACAUAUGAAUAUUAUAUCAAGAAAUUAAACACUACAGAAUGUGAAAAAAAUGUUAAUAAAUGGAUGCUUUUUUUUAAGCUCCAUGGUACACAUAUAGCUCAUGAAAUUUAUUUGGGAGGUAAAAUAACAGUAAAAAUGAAUAUGGAUAAAAAUGAAUAUAAUAAAAUGAAAGAUAAAAAUGUAAAUGUAAAAACUAUUUUUAAUUUUUAUUUUCACCAAAUGGGUCUAUCGUCAUCAUAUAAUAAAAAAACGCAAAAAAUAUUAAACAAAUUUCGUACAUCCAAAAGUGUAUCUAUUCUUGGGGGAAAUCCAGGUUUAAAUGUGGAAGAUUCUACCUUUUUUGAAAAGUGGGUUGAUUCUAUUAAUAAAAAUUCCAUGCCAAUAAGAACAAAAUUAUUACCAUUCAGUUUCUUUAUGGAUGACCCAAAUAUGAUAAAAGCAUAUAAUGAUGCAUUAACCUUUUAUGGAUUAACUUAUGGAAUUGAAUUAUUUGAUAAAGAAAAAUAUAAUCAAACUGUAUUGUCUAUUGGUGAAUAUCUUGAAAAGGCCGAACAAAAACUGUAUGCUGGUCCUCCUCCUGGUUUAUUAACAUGUCCCAUAGGAAGGAGUCUUGUGAUGGGUUUUUCGUUAAAUUUAGAUUUUUAUAAAAACAAAGAAUUGAAUAAAACUACUGGUAUAACUAUCUGUGAACAGUUGAAAGAAUCAUGUAGUGGAAAUGGAUUUGAAAAUAAUUAUUCAGAUAUGAGGAUAUGGGGUUUAUGUUCUGAAAGACCACUAGACUUUAUUGCACAAGUAGUACAACAAGGAGAAUCUCCUAAAGUUACAGCAACAUGUCCUGGUAAUAUGGUUAUACUAUUUGGCUUUGCCUUAAUGAAAGGUAAAGGCUCAUCAUCUGCCAAUAAAGUAGACAUAUAUCCUUGCCGUACUGGUCAAACUAGCUGCUUAGCAGUUUUACAAAAUAGUAAAUUUAAGCAAAGUAUGAUAUAUAUUGCCUGUAUAGACAAAUCAACAAAAGGUUUAGAAGAUAUACAAACUUUUAGCAAAAUAAGAAACAUGGAUCAAGUUAAUACAAAUAAUUAUAAAAAAGACGGUUAUCUCGAUUUUACUUGUCCCAAAAAUAGUACUUUAGUGUUUGGUUUUUCCUUAGAAUUUCAUACAAAUUUUCCAAAAACUAGAAGUAAUUUUACGCACUGCUCAAAGAAAUCUAACAGUUGCAAAAUAAAGGGAAUAGGAAUGGAUACCAAUUUAUCUCUUUUUAGAUCUGAUAAACACUCAUUAGGUAUCGUAGCUGUUUGUCGAUCACAAACAAAUAAGACUUAUAUUCAUUAUGCGUAA